Toxorhynchites rutilus septentrionalis is the source of this 2451-nucleotide messenger RNA. RefSeq names its product probable sulfoacetate transporter SauU. Gene Ontology annotation, molecular function: transmembrane transporter activity. Gene Ontology annotation, biological process: transmembrane transport. Bases 594 to 2123 code for a protein of 509 amino acids. Gene Ontology annotation, cellular component: membrane. Lineage: Eukaryota; Metazoa; Arthropoda; Insecta; Diptera; Culicidae. The record is from RefSeq and is a predicted model, not a curated record. The transcript has 4 exons.
AUUAGGUGGAGGGGAACGAACGCGAGGUGGUAGUUCCGCAAGUCAAGUCCAGUGUCUACUUCCAGCCCGAUGCCGGAGAUCGAAGAGCGUAAAACAAAAAGUGCUUUUGUUAUUUAUUGAAGCACCGCGGGUUGAUCCAAGCUUAGUUAACGGCUGAUCGGUGGUAGAUUCGGUUGUGUGUCCCAGUCCAUCUCUCCUCAGACUGGACAGGAGAAGACCCAACAUUCCAGCGGUAUUUUAUAUCUUUCCUGAAGUUUUAGGCAUAGUAGAGGAAACGAAAUUCCGCGAUAGAGCCCCACAACUGGAGUGAUCUUCUCAAUCGUUUGAAUUUAGUGCACAUCCGUUGGAAAUCGAAAGUGUGACAGUGAACGCGCGCGCACGAUUCAGCAUAGUGCCAUAUAACGUUCGAGGGACAUUCAAAGAAUAUUCAGUGAAAUUAUUGAUCAAAUAAAGUGUUGUCAACGGUGUGUUGGAUACGGAUUCGAUAUUUCACACAAUCAGUUUCGAGAGGAAUAGUACAAACAUCUUCAGUAAUUGAAGCUCAAAGGUAGCAUCGCUUUUAAGGCACGUGUGGUACGAACAGACGGGACAACAUGCAGCCUCUGGUGGAAAAGCUAAGAUUUCUCUACAAACCAUACGUCCUGGCGGUACUGACAAUCGGAUACAUAGCAGGAGAGCUUGGACACUAUCUGAUCGGUGUUACAUCAAAAGCCACGGCUAUACAGCUGGAUUAUGGAGACCGCGCCUGUCAGCAGAACCACACUGAAGUUCACCGCCAUUUGCUACCACAGCAAUGUGCCGACAUCGACCUUGAGCAUGAAUGCCAUCAGCAACACCUCAACGGAACCGUUUACUGCGAGUGGAAUUACAACGGUUUGGGCCUAGACUACCAGCUCAUGGCUGGUCCCAGUUUCAUUGUCGUGUUCACGGUGAUGGGUGUGGUGCUGGGAUUUGCUGCCGAUAGAUUCAACCGAGUUCGUAUGUUGUUCAUUUGUACGCUUGUAUUUGGCGUAGCCAUACUACUUCAAGGAACUGUCACCGCCUAUUGGCAACUGAUCCUGUUACGUAUGGUGAUGGCCGCGGGAGAAUCAGGAUGCAACCCAUUGGCCACUGGCAUCAUGUCAGACAUCUUCCCAGAGAGCAAACGAGCCCUGGUGAUGGCUAUCUUCAACUGGGGAAUCUACGGUGGAUAUGGCAUUGCAUUCCCCGUGGGUCGCUACAUCACCAAGCUAAACCUGUGGGACCUAGGGUGGCGCGUGUGCUAUUACGGAACAGGAGUGCUAGCACUGAUCAUGGCCGUCCUGACUGGUACCACCCUGAAAGAACCGGAGCGUCAAAGUAUCGGCGAGGAAACGACCGGCAAAGCUAAGGUGUCCCUCGUGAAAGUGUUAUUGCAGCCACGUGUGGUCCUGCUGAUGAUCGCAGCGUCGAUUCGCCAUUGCGGUGGAAUGACUUUCGCCUACAACGCUGAUCUGUACUACAACAUCUACUUCCCGGAUGUGGAUCUUGGCUGGUGGUUAUUCGCUGUGACAAUUGGUAUUGGCAGCAUCGGCGUGGUUAUCGGUGGAGUCGUGUCGGACAAGUUUGUAGCGAAAAUGGGAAUCCGAUCUCGCGUUGCCUGUCUUGCUAUCAGUCAGCUGGUUGCCACGCCGUUCGCCUUCGGAUCGGUUUACUUCGAUCCUCUGUGGGCAAUGAUCACACUUGGAAUAAGUUACUUUUUCGCUGAAAUGUGGUUCGGAAUCGUGUUCGCCGUACUGGUUGAAAUUGUCCCACUGCAUAUGCGUUCCACAAUCGUGGGGGUGUUUUUGUUCGUGAUGAACAAUAUCGGGGGAAAUCUGCCUAUCCUCGUCGACCCACUUGCCAAAGCUAUCGGUUAUCGAGGAUCGAUCAUGCUAUUCUAUGCUGGCUUCUAUGGUAUCAGCACUCUUCUGUUCUUCAUCACAAUGUUCUUUAUGGAGGGUGCCAAACCACAACCAGUGGUAGAGGAGCAUCGAAGCCAGGUCGAAAUGGGCCACGAAAACAGCACAUUCCAACCGGAUGACUUCAUCAACGGCAUUGGAGGACGUAAAAGCAACGGACUCAACGUCUCAGGUGUACGGGGGCCUGAGAACAGCAGAUUGUAGGGCGGUACAGUUGGUCAAACAUCGAAUUUGUGAGAAAAAAAUACGAUGCACAAUCUACCCGAACGAAAGAGUAAAACGCAAAACCAGAACAAAUGAAUUCGUCAAGCAGGAAUCUCGAUUGUAACAUACAUUUUCCCAAUGUGAGAGCUUCUUCCGACCGGGAAAAAAGAAUCUCAUAUUCCAUUCUCUCAACGUAGUACCUCGUACGGUUUUAAUAGUUAGCUCGAGAAACACAAUAGUACUUGAUGUAGAAUAAGAUAGAGUUGAUUUUAUUUAUAAAAACGCUAAGUUAAUGUAAAUGUGAAUAAAAUUCAGUUUUUAUGAAGAA